GACCUCUUCAGUAUCUAAGCACCCACCUAACUGUAACGUUCAGUAUUCUAAAGCUUGAAAAUGAACUUCACGACCAUUUGUGUGAUUUUAUGCGCAAUUGCGCUAGGCUUUUCGUUCAAUGUUGUAAACUCUGCCAAAUCUCCACAUCCACCGACUUUUGCAAAUUCUUCUUCUGGUUUCGACUUUGUCAAUUUCGAGAAGCUGUUGUACUUGCAAUACUACAGAUUGGAAGAGAACAUUACCGAACAUUCAUGGCAAAAGUGCAAUCGAACAUAUAGGGUGCCGGGUCGCGAAGGAUUCGACAUGUUUGAAAAUGUUGAAACUACAGACAUGUUGAAACAUGUGAACCGAACACAUAAAUGUCUGAUGGACUGUACAAUGCGUGAAAUGGGCGUCAUAACUGACGAUGGACUUAACGUGGCCGAGUACAUGUUGCAGAUCGAGAAACUUCGGCUCAAUUACACAUUGUUCGACAGAAAUGAAAAAUCAAUCGAAACGAGACAGAUCAUAUCGGAUGUGAUCAAUAACCAAACGAUUCGUUUCCUCGCUCAUGAUAGAUGCUGGCGUCUGGCCAAUCAAACGGUACCACAUACCGAUUCAAACGUUUGCUACGAGCUCAUCAAAUCGUAUGAGAAGGCUGCAAACAAAUGCAAAGAUUUAGAGGAUUCAAACGGCGAUAGCUGUGAAACGUCUUUUAUGAUUUUGCGGUGCAUGAAUGAAGACCACCGCAGAAGGUUGUUUAAGAGUCCAUUUUAUCCGAUUCCGUUUACCAAAAGUGCAGCGCUUGCGGCGCUGAGAGAAGCAUUUAAUGGAUCGCACUGACGUGCAGUGGAACAUUUGAAUUUUACCAACGCGGAUGAAUUGCGUUUGACUUGAAUUAUUUUCAGUGAAGAUUUUGAAUUAUUUUUGAAUUCGCUUUUGUGGAAUAAAUGUUUUUUGUGUUAUCAA
Molecule: messenger RNA, 948 nt
Organism: Bradysia coprophila
Lineage: Eukaryota; Metazoa; Arthropoda; Insecta; Diptera; Sciaridae
Product: phospholipase A1 member A-like
Biological process (GO): lipid catabolic process
Molecular function (GO): lipase activity; serine hydrolase activity
Source: RefSeq, a predicted model, not a curated record